Messenger RNA from Fukomys damarensis (Damara mole-rat), 3695 nucleotides. It is a transcript of the gene Pip5k1b, whose product is annotated as phosphatidylinositol-4-phosphate 5-kinase type 1 beta. Gene Ontology annotation, molecular function: phosphatidylinositol kinase activity. Gene Ontology annotation, biological process: phosphatidylinositol metabolic process. The coding region runs from base 1921 to 3543 and encodes 540 amino acids. The transcript has 22 exons. The record is from RefSeq and is a predicted model, not a curated record. Lineage: Eukaryota; Metazoa; Chordata; Mammalia; Rodentia; Bathyergidae.
GCCAUGAAGGUUCAUGUACCGUAUCCUGUAAAAGCUGCAAAGCUAAACCUUGCCAACACCUGUCUCUUCUACUCCAGCCAAGGCUACAAUGAAAGUACAGAGUCCUUCCUGCUGCAGCCAGUCCUCUUUCCUAGUGAGGCUGAGCAGGUAUCAGAAAGGAUGAAGUCUGGCGUCCUCGCCAGGACCUGGGACUUCAGGAGCGUCCCCAUCAGUUGUCACUCCAGCACAGCUUAACGGAGUGGGAACACGGGCCAUUUUGCUGCUGUCCCACGCCACCUGCCAGAGGCAGAUGUAGACGCAGAUGCAAAACAACUGCGUGUUCCCCCCGUCCCCGGAGGCUGUGGAGGCCUCUGCUGGUGGAACAAGUUCAAGUUCUUUCACAUCGGGUCCCUGGCACUGUUCCUCCUGAUCAGCCUGCAUUUGGGAGAGCAUGAAGGCUGAGCUGGCUGCUGUGGCCUCUUCGCUGUGGGGAAAGCUUUCAGGGCCCUCCCCCUUCUGCCUCAAGUCUGGGCAAGGUGAGGAAAGAGCUGUGCUUUCUCCUUCGGCACUGACAGGAAGUCUGAACCCCAGCUGAAAGUGGGGCAGGACUUCAUGCUACCCCACCACCAGGAAACCCACAAGCCGGGUCCUCUCUCCACAUCCCUAAACCGCUCUCGGAUCAGCUUGGGAAACCACCUUACUGCGCACCCCAGUCCUCACCACAUGAAUGAUAAUCCCACAUUCUUAUGAUUUCUGGGCAUCCGGAGGCUCAACAUCCAAGCCAGAAUGUGGGGUUCAUGUGGGGUUCAUGUCGUCUCCAUGACAGAACAACAGAUCUUGAAACUCUUGUCACCAUUGUGAUGAAGACAGUGGAUGGAGCCAUUGAUAAACAACUGGGUCUUCUGGGCAGAGCCCUUGUGGCUGGGACCAGUGCCCUUAUAGAAAGCAACUCCAGAGAGCUGCCUCCCACCUCGUGCCUCCUGCCUCCCGCCUCCUGCCAUACAAGGGCACAGCUACAAGGCACUGACUCUAGACCAGAAAGCAGGCCUUUGCCAGAUGCCAAGUCUGCUGGCACCUUGAUCUUGAACAUAUCAUCAUCCAGAGCUAGGGUUUUCUGUGCUGCAGCAGCAUGCUUGCCCAAUCGUAGAAGAGGUUAAGAUACCCAGAUAUGAACAUAACCACCUUCCACCAAUAAAGGGCAAGAGCAGGACCUCAGAAGUAAAUCCUGACUCAGUGGGAAGAAGAGUGCAGGCUCAGCUGCUAUAAUAAAAAGACUCCAAAAGCACAGAGGCUUACAUAAUUCUGAGCUUGUGUCUCUCUCAAGUAACAUCUCAGAGCAGUUCUUUCCCAUGCAGUGCAGUUUGCUGGUGUGUUGUCCUCAGCAAGAGCUGAAAAAUAUUCUGCUGCUAAUGAUGUCACUGGGUUAUGGUCAUUUAACCUGCUGCUGUGAUUCCUUCCUGGGUACAUCCCACUUCCCAGACCCUUGUUGGUGGAGAGGCCUGAUUUAUGGAAACUCUGCUGUGCAGACAAGAUAUUACAAGGAGCCCAUUUGGUAGCUGCUCGUGGGGCAUGAACCAAAUAAAAGGACAUAGAAGGAGGACGUGGGAAUUUUAGCAAGAAAACUUGGAAGUGUGUGGUGUAUAAUAGUAUGUGAAGGUAAAGAAAAUGGAUAAGUCAAGGAUCUCCUCAGCAACUGACUCCGGCACUGGGCCUCAGCCUACUGUCUCAUAAAGAUCAGCCGUGCUUGAAAGAAGAGAAGGCUGAGAGAGGAGACAAGGUACUAGAAGGAAGGCAUCACCCAGCAAUCUGGCUCAUUUGAAGGCACAGUGAAGCAGACAAUCAGAAGGAUGGAGGAACCUGGGAAAGAAAAGAGUUUCAGCUAUGAUGAAUAGGCCACCCAUCACUACCAACUACAGAUGAUUCGCCAUUUUGUUUACAAAGAUGUCGUCAGCUGCUGAAAAUGGAGAUGCAGCACCUGGAAAACAAAAUGAAGAAAAAACCUAUAAAAAGACUGCAUCAUCUGCUAUUAAAGGUGCUAUUCAGCUUGGAAUAGGAUACACGGUGGGGAAUCUCACUUCAAAGCCGGAACGAGAUGUUCUCAUGCAAGACUUUUAUGUGGUUGAAAGCGUGUUCCUACCCAGUGAAGGGAGCAAUCUGACCCCAGCACAUCACUACCCAGACUUCAGAUUUAAGACAUAUGCUCCACUAGCAUUCCGAUACUUCAGAGAACUUUUUGGUAUCAAGCCUGAUGAUUACUUGUAUUCCAUCUGCAGUGAACCUCUAAUAGAGCUGUCCAACCCUGGAGCCAGUGGAUCCUUGUUUUUUGUGACCAGUGAUGAUGAAUUUAUCAUCAAAACAGUUCAGCAUAAAGAAGCAGAGUUCCUCCAGAAGCUGCUGCCAGGCUAUUACAUGAAUUUAAACCAGAAUCCCAGGACUCUUUUGCCCAAAUUUUAUGGCCUGUAUUGCAUGCAGUCAGGGGGCAUCAACAUCAGGAUUGUGGUGAUGAACAACGUCCUGCCGCGCUCCAUGCGAAUGCACUUCACGUAUGACUUGAAAGGCUCCACCUAUAAGCGAAGAGCAUCCCGAAAGGAGAGGGAGAAAUCCAACCCCACGUUUAAGGACUUAGAUUUCCUCCAAGACAUGCAUGAAGGGUUGUAUUUUGAUACAGAAACCUACAAUGCACUCAUGAAAACACUCCAGAGAGACUGCCGGGUGCUGGAAAGCUUCAAGAUCAUGGACUACAGCCUUUUGCUGGGAAUCCACAUCUUGGACCAUUCCCUUAAAGACAAAGAAGAGGAGUUCUCACAGAACGUGCCUGAUGCAAAGCGGCCUGGGAUGCAGAAAGUCCUCUACUCCACAGCCAUGGAAUCCAUCCAGGGUCCAGGGAAGCCUGGAGAUGGGAUCAUUGCAGAGAAUGCAGACACAAUGGGAGGCAUUCCAGCUAAAAGCCAUAAAGGAGAAAAAUUACUUUUAUUUAUGGGCAUUAUUGACAUUCUACAAUCAUAUAGGUUAAUGAAGAAGUUAGAACAUUCAUGGAAAGCUCUUGUGUACGAUGGGGACACUGUUUCAGUUCAUAGACCAAGUUUUUAUGCAGACAGAUUUCUAAAGUUUAUGAAUUCCAGAGUUUUCAAGAAAAUUCAAGCUUUGAAAGCUUCACCUUCUAAAAAAUGGUACAGUUCCAUCGCUGCCUUAAAGGCAACUUCACAGGAGAUUGUGUCCUCGGUUAGUCAGGAAUGGAAGGACGAGAGGCGUGAUUUGCUGACUGAAGGACAGAGUUUUAGCAGCCUUGAUGAAGAAGCUCUGGGAUCCCGACACAGGCCGGACCUGGUACCUAGUACUCCAUCACUGUUUGAAGCUGCUUCCUUGGCAACCACUAUUUCAUCCUCUUCCUUAUAUGUCAGUGAACAAUGCCCACAAGACAGGACAACGCUUUAUUCAAACAGUAAAGGGCUACCUUCGAGUUCGACCUUCACCCUGGAAGAGGGGACCAUCUACCUGACUGCCGGGCCCACCGCUGUGGAAGUACAGGAUGACAGUGCAUCUGUGCUGGACGUCUAUUUAUAAAAUGGUAACCACCUAAGCACAUGGGUGAGUCCUGAGCACAGAGUGGGAGAGAAGUGUCUGUACUCCAGUAUUCUCCGGAGGGACAUGGCUGAGCCCUGGCUAUGCACAGUCAAAAUCAACUGGACUUCGAAGUCUGAGAAAUGUCAGGGAAG